Solanum tuberosum (potato) is the source of this 635-nucleotide messenger RNA. RefSeq lists its product as uncharacterized. Bases 165 to 506 code for a protein of 113 amino acids. NCBI's taxonomy places the organism in Eukaryota, Viridiplantae, Streptophyta, Magnoliopsida, Solanales, Solanaceae. The transcript has a single exon. The record is from RefSeq and is a predicted model, not a curated record.
AAAUUAUAGGAUCUGUAUAAUUAUUCCAUUGAAAUAAAAAAAACUUUUCACGGCAGAGAAUCUUUGCAGAGAGAGCAUAAACCACUCCAUUUCUCACUCUUCUUUAUCUCUCUUCUUCUCUACAAAAAGGCCCAAAAUACUUCAUCACUUCGAACUCUUCCGCCAUGGAAAUCCAAAAAUUGCUUCUCAAAUUCAAAUUUCACAUCUUAAUUGCAUCUACUUUUUCGAUUUUCAUCUUCGCUCUCAUUUACCUCGCACCUCGAUUUCUCGAUGUUGUUAAGUAUUUUUGGCCUCUGUUACUCUCUACUGCUCUCUUCCUAGUCGCCGUCGUUCUCUUUGGAUGGAUUUCUCCGCCGGUAUCUGAGAUUUCCGGUGAGAAAACCGGUGAAGGUAUUUUGGAAUUCGUAGCGGGUCAACCCGAACAAUUACAAACGCAUCUACAUGAUUUACAUGAACAUGAAGGAGACGGAGAAGAUGAAGAAGGUGAAAGUAGCAAAGUAGAGUGAAGUGAAAUUAAUGGUUAUUUCUGCUCUUUUUACUUUUCUUUUUUUAUUAAUUAGAUACUUUUUUUUUUCUUUUUAAAUUUUUGUAUAUUUCCAGAAUAAUGUUAACUUGCAUUAUUGGCCUGCAACUUA